This is a messenger RNA of Nylanderia fulva, 884 nucleotides long. It is a transcript of the gene PolZ2, whose product is annotated as DNA polymerase zeta subunit 2. The record is from RefSeq and is a predicted model, not a curated record. NCBI's taxonomy places the organism in Eukaryota, Metazoa, Arthropoda, Insecta, Hymenoptera, Formicidae. Gene Ontology annotation, cellular component: zeta DNA polymerase complex.
CUGGUCUCUCCUUCAUCCAGACCUUUGGCGAUCUGUCUAUUAAUCUGUGAUAUCGAUACAUGCUGAUAUCGAAAGCUGAAAUAUCGAUAUUUUAAUUAAAAAAUAUCGAUAUUUCAAAUAUCGCCCAUCCCUAAUGGCGGCUAUAAACACACGUGUGUGAAAAUGGAAGAUAUACAUUUAUAAAUUUAUAUUUAUAUUUUGAACAUGUAACAUAUAUGUAACAUGUAGUUAUUUUUAAUAUCAUAAAAUGUCUCAGGACAAUAUAGUUGGUAUUGACAUUCUCUUGGAGUUUUUAGAAGUAGCAUUCAAUCAGAUACUAUUUUGUCGCAAAAUCUAUCCCAAGGAAAUAUACGUCAAAAGAAAGAUAUAUGGAAUUACAGUACAUGUAUCGGAACAUCCAGAAUUGAAUGAGUACUUGUCAAAUAUUCUGAACGCAAUCAGGGAAUUGAUAAAGGAAGAUGAAAGCAGUAUUAAAACCAUCAGCCUUACCUUCUACAACGAGAACAAAUUGCCAAUAGAAAAAUUUGUCUUUGAUAUAAUUAAAUUGCAAGCAGAAUUUGUAGAGAAAGAUCCAUAUUAUUUAAAGACAGAAGAAGCAGUGAAGACAAUCUGUUUGAAGCUAUCGAUGUGUGAUACAUAUUUAAAACCUCUCCCUGAUGGGUCAACAUUUUCUAUUGAAAUUCAGACUUGCGAAACUGCACAUAUUAUCCUGAGCGAGAAUCCAAAAUGCGAAGAUUUUCCAUGGAUCGUUGAAGAUGGAGAUGUAGAGAUGACUAAUAAAACUCUGUUGCCCUUGAAGAAUAUUAAAACUGAUUGUUUAAACUUGCAGAUGUAUGUGAUUGAGGAUGCAACAAAUAAAACCUAAGAUUUAAGCAAAAAAUUAA